GCGGUUGCCAUCGGGGCGGUGGGCCUGUCGUACGCCUCCGUGCCGCUCUACCGCGUCUUUUGUCAAGCCACCGGCUACGGUGGCACCGUGCGCACGCACAAGGGCGGUGCGGACGACGAUGACGGCUACGACCUGCCUGAGGACCCGUCGACGCUGCCGGGCAACCGCACGCUGACGGUGACCUUUGACACGGUGGUCGACCCCCACCUGCCGUGGUCCUUCAAGCCGGCCCAAAACUCAGUCCGCAUCGCCCUCGUUCAGACGAACCACUCGGACGAGCCGAUCGUCGGCGUGGCGACGUACAACGUCGUGCCGAUGCAGUCGGGCCCGUACUUCAACAAGAUCCAGUGCUUUUGCUUUGACGAGCAGCGGCUGCUGCCCGGCGAGACGGUGGACAUGCCCGUCUUCUUCUACGUCGACCCCGACUUCCUCACCGACCGGAGGAUGAAGAACAUCAACACGAUGACCCUCUCGUACACCUUUUGG
This is a messenger RNA of Emiliania huxleyi CCMP1516, 486 nucleotides long. Its product is annotated as cytochrome c oxidase. Gene Ontology annotation, cellular component: mitochondrial inner membrane. The transcript has 2 exons. Lineage: Eukaryota; Haptophyta; Isochrysidales; Noelaerhabdaceae. The annotation marks the transcript as partial. Gene Ontology annotation, molecular function: copper ion binding. The record is from RefSeq and is a predicted model, not a curated record.